AUGGAACCCAACAGCCCCUCCCUCCUCUGGGCCCACGAACUCCGCCGCGAAAACAUCCACCUCAUCAACCGCCUCGACACGGCCCACGCAGAGCUCACCUCCCUAACAUCCACCGUCGCCGAGCUCCAGCGCACAACGACCCAUCUCGCAGAGCAGAUCACCACCGUCGAUAACCGCUACGAGGCCCGGCUGGAUGGCUUGCGCGAUGGCUUCACGCAGAGGGUUGAUCUCCUUGUUCGGCGCGUGGAUGCGCUUGAGGGGAGGGUUGGGGUGUUGAAGGGGCGCGAGGCGUCCUCAGACUCAGACUCAACCUCAACCUCAAACCCAGACCAAGACAAAGACCAAGACCAAGACAAAGACCAAGACGAAAACACAGUCCUCGUCCCCGACUCCUUCCCCCCAGACAAGCGCCAACCAAACACCAACCAACAAGACUCCAACCCCAACGAACACGACUACCUAUCACCGCGUCCUCACCCCACACCAGAUCCUCCUACUCCUAGCCCUAUCACAGCCACUAGAACUACUACUCCAUCCACAGUCACCGUCACCACUCGCGACAGCCCCAGCCCGUCUAGUCCAGCGGUGUCAGAGCAGCGAACAACGAUAAACCUCCAACAAGGUACCCGAUCUCUUCAAGAGUAUGUCCGCUUUGGGGAGAGUCUGCGCGCGGAGUUGGAGCCGUGUAAGCGCGAGGGGGAGAUCGUGGGGCGGUUUGUGAAGGGAUUGAGUGAUGAGGGUGUUAGAGGGAUGGUGGAGAGGAGGAUGGAUUGUGUUGGGUGGGUUUGGGAGAGGAUGGUGGGUGUUUUGAGGGAGGUUGUUGGGGAUAGAGGAGGUGGCGCUGCUGCUGCUAUGGAGGAUAAUGGAGAGGGGGGCGAUACUAGUGUGAAAGGUAGGAGUAGACGAAGCAAGAGGAGGCGCAUUUCUAUUGUUUCUCCUGAUGAGGAGGAUCUGUUGCAAAUGGCUGGGAUGCAUGUUGGGUAG
Molecule: messenger RNA, 984 nt
Organism: Aspergillus campestris IBT 28561
Lineage: Eukaryota; Fungi; Ascomycota; Eurotiomycetes; Eurotiales; Aspergillaceae
Exons: 2
Coding region: 1-984 (327 amino acids)
Source: RefSeq, a predicted model, not a curated record